Messenger RNA from Schistosoma intercalatum, 927 nucleotides. NCBI's taxonomy places the organism in Eukaryota, Metazoa, Platyhelminthes, Trematoda, Strigeidida, Schistosomatidae. The record is from the annotation of a GenBank genome assembly.
AUGUUCGUUUGCUUCAUAAAGUAUAAUUAUCUUGAAGUCCCUAAUAAGAAUCGUACAAUAGUAAAUGAUGUAUCUCCCAGAUCAAACAAUUUGAUUAAUACCCCAAGAAGUUUUGAAUUCUACUGCCAGCGAUUCAAUACACCAUGUUCCGAAAAUAUUUUUGUGAAACAUCCAACUCUGUCCGUAGAAAAAUUGAUAAAAACCGAACAAAAACAACAGCAACAAAGAAAUUUAUUUCCUCAUCGAUCAAUAGCAGAGAUUGGUAUCGCAAUUGGAUUAUGGAGAAAAAUUGAUAAAAUGCAUCAACAAAUUGACGAUAUUAAGAAAUCUCAUGAAAAGCACAAUCAUGUACGUCAAUUACGUUUAUCGCAUACACAAAAAUACUGGGAGAAUAUUGUUAAACGUGGUAAACGUAUAGCUCUGUUACAAAAACAAAGAAGUUACGAAAAAAUGCAGUUCAAUAAACGGAAAUCAGAUCAAAUUAAAGUACAGAAUGAAUUAAAUGAAAAACUAAAAAUGAAUCGGGAAAAAUUUAAAUUUCUUGAAAAUGAUCAAAAACAAUUAAAAAUCAAUAAUCAAUUAACUGAAAAUUAUCUGAAUUAUAAACAAAAAUUAUUAGAUCAUGAAUUAUUGAUUGAAGAGAAAUAUCAACAUUUAAUAAAUUUACAAAAUCGAACAAAUGAAAUCAGCCCUAGCAAAUCCCGAAUAAAUAAAGCUAUUAAAACUAAAAAGCAACAUCAAAAUGAAUUAUCUUCGGAAAUUCAUUGGAAUCGAUUAUGUGAAAAGUUUACUAUUGAGUCAAAUAUACAAGAGCGUAAAUUAAAAGAAUCCAAAUUAACUAGUGAACAUGUGAAACAAUUACGUAAUCAAAAACUUGUAAAAAUCCCUAUCUCCAUGAAAUUAACUAAUUUAACAUUAGAUAAUUAA